Grus americana (Whooping crane) is the source of this 6835-nucleotide messenger RNA. RefSeq names its product F-box protein 40 (gene FBXO40). The transcript has 6 exons. Gene Ontology annotation, molecular function: ubiquitin protein ligase activity; protein binding; zinc ion binding. Gene Ontology annotation, cellular component: cytoplasm. The coding region runs from base 422 to 2527 and encodes 701 amino acids. The record is from RefSeq and is a predicted model, not a curated record. Lineage: Eukaryota; Metazoa; Chordata; Aves; Gruiformes; Gruidae.
AGAGGCUGUGGCGGCCGGGCGCUGCCCUGCGGACCGUGGCGGCAAUGGCGCGGGAGCGGUGAAUGGCAGGGCGAUGUUAGGCCGCCGGCGGCCGCGGGCCGUAAGCUGCCGCCUGUCAGCGCUGCUGGAAGGGAGCUUCGUGACAGACAGCGGUUACCUAGCUGUGGCCUCAGCGUCACCAGAAAUCACAACACCACAAGCGGAGCGCUGCUGUCUUCUGCGUGCACUGAGGGAGAUUUCAUGUUUCUCACACCCUACCAGUAAGGACAUCUAUACUGCAGCAGGAGGUCUGGUUACAGUAUUGGUUGGCAUUCCUGAGAUACCUUGAAUCAAAUUAGCACAGUUUUCCCAUACCCAUCUCACUUCAACCCAGCUGAGCACAACCAGGAGAGCAAGUGUUUGGUACACACACAGGGACUCUAUGAUUAAGCACCGGGCUCAGAAAGCUCCCCCUGGGCAGCACAGUCACUGUGAGAGAUGUUUCAACCGGCACUGCCGUGCACCAGUUGAGCCCUCUGUCUCCUGUAUGGUGAUCAGCUGCCGCUUUCACUGCGGGGCCACCUUCCACAUGUGCAAGGAGGAGGAGCACCAAUUGCUCUGUCCCUUAGAGCAGGUCUCCUGCCUCAACUUAGCCUAUGGCUGCCCUUUUUCCAUGGCCCGCUUUAAGCUGGCGAAACACCUCCAGGUCUGUCCAGCCAGCGUUGUCUGCUGCUCGAUGGAGUGGAAUCGCUGGCCAAACGUGGAUUCAGACACAACCCUCCACAAGAACAUUAUGAAGGAGACCUUCAGCGAAGAGUAUCUGGACACAGCCUUGGCUCUCAGAGACCAGAAGAUACUUUUCAGGACUUUGAAAAUAGCCGACUUGUUUCCGGAGUGGAGGAAAAAAGAUGAAGUGCAAGAGCUGAUGGAUGAAGCCAUGGGUGGGGAAGAAGGUGCUGUGGGAGAAGUAGCCUGUGGUCCCCAAGAGGGUGACGACCAGUUGUCCGAGCUUAGCCAACGUGAACGUGAAGAUUUGGCAAAGGACAAAGAGGGAAUGGAUCUGGGGAGUUACAAAACCUGGGAGAAUAUUUUCAGCAAAGAGCUCCUGGCUUGCAAGGUAACAGGCUCAGCAGCCAGUGCAGAACAAAAGACGGAGGAGGCUUCCAAGAAAACAGUGUCAGCCCCUCGUGCUGCCAGCUCCACAGAGGAGGCAAAGGAAGUACCUGAUGGUGCAGAAGAGGCAAAGGACCAAAAGACUGAACAAGUAACACAGAAUAGAGAAAUGACAGGACUGGCUCCCUGGCAAGAAGGGGUCCUGGAGAGGCUGAAGAAGGAAGUUGGUGUAGGUGAUUACAACAUGUAUCUGGUACAUCAUGGGGGAAUGCUCAUCCGGUUUGGCCAGCUAGCUGCUUGCACUCCCAAAGAAAAAGACUUUGUCUAUGGGAACUUGGAAGCUCAGGAGGUGAAGACUGUCUACACCUUCAAAGUGCCAGUUAGUUACUGUGGCAAAAGAGCACGACUAGGAGAUGCACUGGGCCACAAGAUACCAACUUCAGACAAGUCGGUGGAUACCUCAGAAUUGGGAAUAAACCUAGAAGAGCUACCUAAGGCAAAUAUAGUUAAAGCCACACUACUGUGUGCACUGGAAAAAGAGUUGAAAGGCCAUGAGAUCUCUGAAGCAAGGGGUAUCGAUGGACUCUUUGUGGAUUUUGCCACACAGACAUACAGCUUUCCUCUGGAGCCCUUCUCCUCCAAUGCAGUUCUAGCAGAUAUUCUGGAUGAAGAAAGCCCACCAGAACUCCACGUGGAGCUCUACACUGAAAGCGUAACCAGAAGACACAACAAAAGCAGUUCAGCUUUCACAUUCACUUGCAGUCAUUUCUUCAGGAGGGACGAAUUCCCGUUCCACUUCAAGAAUGUGCACGCUGAUAUCCAGUCAUGUCUGGAUGGGUGGUUCCAGCAUCGCUGCCCACUGGCCUACCUGGGAUGUACUUUUGUUCAAAAUCACUUCCGCCCCGAUGGACUUAAGGCCAAGGUUAUAUACAGCCAGCCUCUCAAGACAUUUGCUAUUAAACCAGAGGUGGACACCCUCCUUGCUGAAUCAGGGAAGUCUAAUUCCACAGAGGCUAGUCAAGGGAGAAAUAAAGACUCACUUAGCAGCCUCCCAGUGGAAGUGCUCAAGUACAUUGCAGGGUUCCUGGACAGCUUCAGUUUAUCUCAGCUGUCGCAAGUGUCAGUGCUGAUGAGGGACAUCUGUGCCACCCUUCUUCAAGAGAGGGGAAUGGUCCUGCUGGUCUGGGAGAAAAAAAGAUAUUCCCAUGGCAGCACUUCAUGGAAAGCUCGCAAAAAGAUCUGGCAGUUCAGCAGCCUGUUCUCCAAAGUUAACAAAUGGCAGCGCAACGACGUCGCGUGCAUGUCAGAGCACCUGAAGAAUUGUCCCUUCUACCAAGUGGAGCACAAGAAGGACCCCGUGCUGCUGACAGGCAUGUGCGAAUCUCGAGAGCAAACUCAGAAGACUUUAGUUUCUACUUUCAAGCGUAGAGUCUGAACAACCUGCUUCCCCUCUGCCACACUCUUUUCAGGGCCCUUGAAAAGAAGAUUUGGGAAUUUGGGUGUAAAGAUUGUUGCUUCCAACUCUCCUUUGGGCGUACAAAACUGGCUUCUCCCCAGCUGCGUUUGAAACAUCCUGCAUCUUUUUUUUUUCCCCCCGCAUUAAUUUAACUGUUAAAACUUCAUCCACUGCUCACUGAUAUCAUGUGCUUUCUGUUUAUGUUUCUGUUCCUUGCUUAAUACAGCAUCCCGAAGAAAGCAAUAAGGAUCUUGUUUGAAAACAGCAUCUUCGCAGCCUUGAAGGCAGGCUGCUGCUCCUGUACCAUGUCCCUGAGAGAAGCAAGAGCACCUAGCUUGACUAGGUCCGAAACACCUUAGUUUUGGCUGGAAAGCCAAGUUCUAGGAGCACAGGUAGAUGCCCUCCUGCCUGGCAGACCUAGGGACUGCUAGUCUGUUCUGAGACGUGGGCAAAAGAAAAGGACCCCCCAGAAUUAAGUGAAUUAAUUAGAACUCCAGUGAGGACUCAGGAAUUCACUGUGCAGCCACAGACCAUCAUUUAGGACCUCGAUUCAGGCAAGAGUGCCUAGUUAGGCACAAGCCUACAGCUGAGCUCAUGGGAGCACUCAAUCCAAACCAAAGCAAGUAAACAUGCUCUUUGUUAGAAAUAACCAACUAGCAAACAGUUUGAGGGGCUCAAAUGACUUUUUAUAUUUUUCAGUUAACAACUUUCUCUGUUUUAUUUAAAAAUCCAUUAAAGCUAACAAAGAAUAUUUGAAGUAAUUUAUAGAAUGCCUUACCUACUCAGUUUUGCAGUUGUAAAUUGCAAAUUGUAAUUGUAAGCAACUGUAAACAAUAUGUCAAAUAAAUAUUAUUCUUUUCUGUAGAAGAAAAGACAUUCAGCAACCCAUUCAGUAACAGUACAGAUAAUGUUUGCUUCAGUUAAAUGGGCUGGAGUAUAAGAAUUUUUUCUUUUUUUACAGAGCAGGAGAGUGAUUAGGAUGUGGUUUAUUUUUUAAUAAAUACACUAAUUUAAAAACUGAAUGGGCUUAUUAAGGCAGCAGAUGAGAGAAAGCAGGCAUGCUACCAACAACGUCUGUCUUAUUACACUAUUUAAACCCAUUUCAGAGGCGCUAGUUAGAAAUGCCAUCGUUGUGGUGGUGGGUGGGAUUCUUCUGAAAUGGCCGUAAACCAAUUCGGCAGCUUACAGCCACUGCACAGCCACAGUGGUGCCAACUCAUGACCCUUUCUUUUUUAAGCUCGUAGCUAGAAGUGCGAGCUCGGGACAUGAGGUCUGGCUUUCAUCUCACCAUCUCAGGCAGGAGAACCUCACCAGGAGCUCGGGCAUCUGCUGGCCUGGACCACUGUUCUCCUCACCUGCGUUGGCGAGGUGAAAACUAGCCCAGGUGGACGGACACACGCCACACUUGCCACCCCUGGUCUCGGUGCAGAUCUGGGAUGAGACGGCUAUGCAAGAAGGAGCCCUCUCUUACUGAUAAAGGUUGCUGAUGAACCCGAGCUGACUUGGUAAUCGAAGGCAUGAAUUGUGUGGUGACCGAAACCAUGCCGAGUGCAGCUCGUCCUUGUCUACACUUGCAGCUUAAGUGGUCCCUGUAAGAUUUUUAACCAUAUGACAAUGUUUUUCUUCUCCAGACACAUGCCCUCAGGAGCAUAUCAUCUGACUUGUGGGGGACAGUGGAUUGGUCCCAGGAGCAGGAGUAGCAGCAGUUACUUUUUUUUUUUUUUUUAAUGCUAUUCUGUUUUCUGUCCCUAGAGAUCCUUUCUGGGAAGUCUCAUAAUGCUUUACACGUGAGAACAAACUUGUCCAUGCAGAUAUCCUGUGGAAACCACAACAAGUAGCAUCCCAGUAUUAUGCAGAGGAAACCGAAGCAAAUGAACGCAGGGAACCUAAACUGGGUCAGGAGCAGUUAAAGCUGGGUACUGAUCCUUCAUCCUGUGGCUUAAUCCACCGGGCAAAAACAAGCUGGCCAUCCCUCAAAGUUGCUUACAAAAGUUCACCUGUCCUUAAAACAUCCCAUAUAAGUUGCCCAAUAUUAUCACCUCUGUUUUACACAGGGAAGUUGACAGAGGUGAGAACAUACAGCCAGACUUCUUAGACUGGUCUCUACAUCAGCGCCUCAUCCUUUGCAUAUCAUGUACUUCAUUUUGAAAGAUGCUGAGCACCCAAAUGUAGCUGCAGACCAUGGUAUCUGCAAAUGUAUGUCCAAAAAUUAGGUGCUAGCAUCUAUGCUGGGUGCUUAAAAAUGGACUCACUCAAAAUUAUGGAUAAUUUGGGGAGGCAGAAAAAAAAAGAUGCUUAAAUAAUAGGGUCUCAGAGUAGUCAGUGCUCAAGGCUGGUGUAAGAGACCAUGAAAAAGUUGAACCUGUGAACCAUCUCUCACCUGAUCAGCCCCUUGGCCACUGUAAACUGGUGUAGCUGCCCUGAAAUUGUGGCUUAUGUUAGGUAUGAAUUGGGCUCGUUUUACCUUUAGUGCCAGUGUCACCAUCACCGCUGCUAUUCCACUUCUGGCUUCCUUCUGUCGAUGCCAGAGGAUUUUGUUCUUGUAUCUCCCUGCUCCUGGAGAUUGCAUGACUUCAGUUCCAGCCUUAUUACCACUGAUCCUGCUUCUUCCCUGUGCAGGAGGUGCCGGAGUCAGACUACAGGGAGGAUGCAACCUUUGCAAACGUGGUGGUUCAGAGUGCAGGUCGGAGAUAGGAACGUCGCAACCUCUACCUCUUGGGAUCGGACGGGGUGCAUAUACAACAUCUAGGAGAAGGGAUCCUUUUCCUUCUGUUACUGCUGGAGAGACACAGGCUGUUAAUUCACAGAGAGAGAGAGACAAAUUCACCCCUGUGAAUAUAUAGGUAUACUUUUGUAAACUGUAAAUUUGGUUAAGUAACCUUCAGCAUACACAGUGGAAGCUGAAAAUCCAGAGUCAUCUUCAGGUUAGUUUGGUUAACCUGACCCUGGAAGAGGGAAAGCUGUACAGGGAAGUGGAGAUCACCCUUAUGCCGGUGCUUACACACCUGGCAAAUGUCAGCUGGUAGCCACUACUUAAUCUUGCAUUUAACACUAGUGGAGAGCUGUGGGCUGGUGUCGGAUGCAGUUUAAUUAAUCAGAGGAUGCAUGCCAAGCUAGCUCAAUGUCGAUGGUUCUGCUCAUUAGCAGAGUCGGUGGAAGCUUUGGGGAGCUGCAAGGAACCGAAUUUGUCUGUCCUGAUUAUCUUGGUGAGCACAACACUGGCUUAUUUAAAAGCCAAGUGGCUUUGGUUUGGGUUGGGCAAGUCCUUAGGCUCCUAGUUUAAGCUUGUAACUUGACCGAUGGAAAGUUAAAACUCUUCCUAAAUUUGACCCCGUUUGUGCUGCCCACAAGUCUUGUGAAUGGCAAGAGCAAUACUCUGCACGCUCCAGGCUGACAUGUUUUGCGGCAUUUCCUCUUGUUGGAAGAAUGGGAACUGAAAUGAUGGCAUCUUGGAAGUCAGAGACGUCUGAGCAGGGCAAAAAGGCUCCAGACCAGAGGACAUAAAGACAGGAAACAGGAAAGGUAAUGGGUUUGGACAGAGGAGACCUGUCUGAUUGUAGGUGUCACUGGGGAGAGGCAAGUGGAGAAAGGUAAAAGGGCACGCAAAUGAAGGGAAGUGGGAUGUGGAAGAGGUGACGCGGCUACAAACGGUUUAGGAGGAAACGGUUCAAUUUGACAGACACUAAGAGGAUAGGAGUGACAUUUAGGAGAGUGGAGAUAUAAAACGAAUGGAGAAUUUCUUUUAUUUUACUUAGUUUCAACUGACAAAGUAAGAUAUUUGGAUGAGCCUGGUGAACUCAGUGAAACGCAGACUCUGUUUUGAAUUGCAAUUUAUACAGUGGACCUCCCUCUGUGGCAUAGCCUCUCUUCUGGGUUAGAGUAUUCAGCCAGCGAGUUGUUGACACGUGAGCUGAGAGCCCACAGUAAAAUCACAAAGAGUCACAGAUUUUGAUGUUCCUGUACGCUCAUCAUUUGCUGCCAACAACAGAAUUUCUGGAUAAAUGCUUCUUCUUGAGGAAGGGGCUGGAAAUUCCCAAUCAGUGUUAUAGAGUACCACGGGGCAGAUGAUAAUUCUUAAGGGGUGGAAGGGUAGGUCAUCUACUGACAGGUACUGUAACUCCAGGUUGGAGGGACAAAUUAUUUGCCAGGCCUCCAACUCCCAAAACUGAGUGAGCACAGAUAAGGUGAAGUUUAUCUGAGCUGUGUUUGUUAUUUUACAACACUCUGUAACUCCUUGUUGCUUUCUUAAGAAUAAAAAUUAUUAUGGUUUAAAAAAAUCCAACAAAA